This is a messenger RNA of Platichthys flesus (European flounder), 3726 nucleotides long. Its product is annotated as shaker-related potassium channel tsha2-like. The record is from RefSeq and is a predicted model, not a curated record. Lineage: Eukaryota; Metazoa; Chordata; Actinopteri; Pleuronectiformes; Pleuronectidae. Gene Ontology annotation, molecular function: delayed rectifier potassium channel activity; protein binding. Gene Ontology annotation, biological process: potassium ion transmembrane transport; protein homooligomerization. The transcript has a single exon. Gene Ontology annotation, cellular component: membrane; voltage-gated potassium channel complex. Bases 348 to 1790 code for a protein of 480 amino acids.
CAGCAGCAGCAGCAAGUGUCAUCUGGUCUUCCAACUUGGGGAGGGCUUUGGAGUUUAAAAUGGUGUGAAUAUGAUAGCCAUCUCCAGCCAUCGGUAUUGCGUAUGCGAGUGGAGAUCUGUCUGCACCACUGAAAGUUGAAAGUUCAGAGGCACUAAUCUGACUAAAGGACGGUGUAAAUCAACAACGGGGCAGCGAUUUUGGAUUAUCGACAGUCUCGGUGGAGCGAAAGCGACCUGAAUCUGGUGCGGCUGCAUGAGAAAGAGAGCCGGGAGGAGGCACGGGCUAAAGGGCAAGAGGGAGACACCGAGGAGGUGAGUGACGGGUUUACCCGCGGAGGGGUAAAAAGAUGACUGUGGUGUCCCAGGAGAACCACGACGACACUGUGGUCAUUACUCCUCUGUUACAAGAUGCUGCCGACUUGGAGCCGGCGGAGCAGGAGUGCAGCGAGAGGGUGGUCAUCAACAUCUCAGGUCUGCGCUUUGAGACGCAGCUGAAGACCCUCUCCCGCUUCCCGGCCACGCUCCUUGGAGACCCGCGCAAAAGGAUGCGCUUCUUCGACCCGCUGAGGAACGAGUACUUCUUUGACAGGAACAGGCCGAGCUUUGACGCCAUCCUCUAUUAUUACCAGUCGGGUGGGCGGCUGCGGAGGCCAGUGAGUGUGCCCGUGGACAUUUUCAUGGAGGAAAUCAAGUUUUAUGAACUCGAGGAUGAGGCCAUGAACUCGUUCCGAGAGGACGAGGGCUUGGCGAGGGAGGAGGACCAGACGCUGCCCAACAACGAGUACCAGCGCCAGUUUUGGCUCCUCUUCGAGUAUCCAGAGAGUUCAGGACCUGCACGGAUAAUUGCCAUCGUGUCAGUUAUGAUUAUUUUGAUAUCCAUUGUUAUAUUCUGCUUGGAGACACUACCCGAGUUCAGAGACGUCCCUCCGCAGCCGGACAACAGCAACACGGCGAAUGGAAGCGCAGAUGGUAACGCGCCCAGCCCAUUCACAGACCCGUUUUUCGUGAUUGAGACACUUUGCAUCGUGUGGUUCUCUUUUGAAUUCACCAUGAGGUUCCUUUCGUGUCCCAGCAAAGCAGCUUUCUUUAAAAACCUCAUGAACCUCAUCGAUGUGGUGGCCAUAGCUCCGUACUUCAUCACCCUGGGCCUGGAUCUCGCAGAGCAUCAGGGCAGCAGUCAGCAGGCUGCGUCUCUGGCCAUACUAAGGGUCAUCCGUCUGGUCCGGGUUUUCAGGAUUUUUAAACUCUCCCGGCACUCCAAGGGCCUCCAGAUCCUCGGCCAGACGCUCCACGCCAGCCUCAGGGAGCUGGGGCUGCUCAUAUUCUUCCUUAUCAUCGGCGUGGUCUUAUUCUCCAGUUCUGUUUAUUUCGCAGAAGCAGAAGACCCCGAUUCUGAAUUUACAAGUAUACCUGAUGCGUUCUGGUGGGCUGUGGUGACAAUGACCACGGUUGGUUAUGGAGACAUGUGUCCCUCCACCAUUGGGGGGAAAUUCGUUGGAUCUUUGUGCGCAAUCGCUGGAGUACUCACAAUAGCUUUACCGGUCCCAGUUAUAGUAUCAAAUUUCAAUUAUUUCUACCACAGAGAAAACGAGGAGGAGGACAACGUUCAGUUCGUGCACGUGACCUGUGGGCAACAGCAACAGCCCUCGUUUGUUGAGUGUGAUUCAAACAAAAGUAUCCAGUCGCUCUCCAAAACUGAUUCCUAUCAGGAGAGCGACGACCGGGACCCUCCGACACAUCCAAAGAUACACCCACUCGAGACAUACACCGGGAAACUGACAGUUGUAUAAAGAAGAUUUAUUUUUUUCCGGUGACACGCAGUUAAUGCUUCUCCACGACGGACGCUCCUGGUGCUUGUACGUAUGCUGUCUACAGUGGUCUCCAAACGUGGAGCCUCAGAAAUUCGUUUUUACAAAUACCUUCAUGAGGAAUUCACGUUAUCUUAAUUCAUCGUAUGAGAAAAUCAUUCCUCCACAUAUUUCUCAUAUUGGAGCGACUAGUGGAAACAUGCAGAGGGAAGCUGUGGACUUAAACAUUAUACUCGGGAAACCUCAAAUAAAAACAUGUGGGAACCCAUGAGGCACGCAAUAAAACACAUGGAUUAUCUAAAUUGGGCCUGCAGCAGUCAAAUUUUGCCAUCACACUCCUCCAUACUUGACAGGGCAGGUGUUUUUUUUGUGUUUACCCAUAAAUAAAUGUCAACAUGAUCUACAAUUUAUUCGCAUAUUGUUGAGAAAAUAGCGUUACCUAUUUUCUAAUGAUCCAAAAGCAUUGAGAAGAGAGAGAGAGGGCAGACCAGGCGCGCGUAUCAGUGCCAAUGACGCACGAGGCGCGCCAACCCUCCACACUGCAGCGCAUGGCGAACUAAGACACAUUUCCAUUAACUGUGUGUCGGGGUUGCGCCGUGUGCACUGUGAGUAGGUGGCUGCUGCCAUGUGCAUGAGCACACUGGCACUUGUUCAACUCUCUUGUCCUGCUGCGUUCAAUCCUCCGAUGUGUUCGUGCCCAUUGUGUCCUUGUACAUAAACACUAGUAACUUCUUCUGUUACGCAGCAUGGUGUCCCAGCAUAACUGGAACGAUGAAAACUUAAAUUUGCACUUAAGUACCAUGCGGUCAAACUUAGUAAAACCGCUUCGAUUUUACUUUGAUUUAGGCUUCUUAAAUUAGGUUGUUUACCUCUUUGUCAACUUGCAGAUUGUUGCCUUAAACGAGGCUCUAACACUCAGGAUACUGCGCUCAUGUUUAUGGUCUGUUUUUCGUAAUGAAAACACCAAUGACCCGUAAUAAAAAUACACAUAUCUCGUUAUCACAUGAUAGAUUUCUUCUAAAUAUAACAAGUCUCACAUGUCUAAAAAUACUAUGUCAUCUAGAGACCUUUUUUUUUUCUUGGAGCUUGUAAUGUGCCGCCAGGGGUCAGAAUGAAUGAGCUCUGAGCGCCACUCUGUGGAUGAAACACAUCCCUGCAGACUGGUCAGGAAGCUCACAGUGCAAAAUUAAGACAUAAACUGGAAUACUUUUGCUCUGUUGCAGCCUGCCUACUCGGGAUUUUGGCGCAAGCCUCCAGAGGCCAUGCUCUUUGAAUAAGUAUGUAUUUGGAUGCCUGUGAUGGUGACCUAGGCUCAGAACCUUACUGCUUUCUCUCACCUUCCAAUGUCAACAUGGUGAGUUUUGUUUUCUGCUUACUUUCAGGAGGCAAGAGACGAUUAAGUGAAGCUUGCUUUUCGCUUAAAAUACUAAUGGGGCAUUCUCCUCUCCUCCGAAACACUACAUAAUUUUCUCAUGGAUUAUUCUUGCAUUGCCAGUGAUGUAGCCUACAGAGACCUCACAGUGGAAACCCUUGGGAAAAGUUUAGUCUGCUGCAGUGGACAUUUUGUGUAUCAGCCAUAUAGAAAAAAAUGACAACUCUUUUGUGUAGGCUUUAUAAAUGACCACGCUCUUUUUGUAGCUGUAUAAAAGGCUUUGUGUACUUAAUGUUGUUUUGUAAAACUUCUGAACUUCCUCUUUUCUUAUGCAGCAUACAAUGCAAAGUUGGAGCCGCAACCUGCUUCUGUGUUACAAUCAUUCAGCUUACACUGCAGCUCGCUGUAUACAACAAAAGCAUUAUAGUGCAAUGUCUGCAUGACGCACAUGCAUUGUGAAUUUUAAAUGUAAUCAAAUAUUUAUUUUUCUAAUUUAAACAUGUAUGUGAACUUAACUUAAUUAUUUUUAUAAAUAAAUUAUGGAAC